Fusarium pseudograminearum CS3096 is the source of this 1938-nucleotide messenger RNA. RefSeq lists its product as uncharacterized. Gene Ontology annotation, cellular component: mitochondrial inner membrane; mitochondrial matrix. Gene Ontology annotation, molecular function: ATP binding; protein-folding chaperone binding; ATP-dependent protein folding chaperone. The transcript has 5 exons. The record is from RefSeq and is a predicted model, not a curated record. Gene Ontology annotation, biological process: apoptotic mitochondrial changes; protein refolding; mitochondrial unfolded protein response. The coding region runs from base 1 to 1938 and encodes 645 amino acids. NCBI's taxonomy places the organism in Eukaryota, Fungi, Ascomycota, Sordariomycetes, Hypocreales, Nectriaceae.
AUGCAGCGCGCAUUGAACACCCGGGCCCGAGCCUCUGCUCUGUCCUCGGCAGCCACCAAGUACCGAGCUGGCAGCCUCAGCCAGCAGGUCCGAUUUGCUCACAAGGAGCUCAAGUUCGGUGUUGAGGGUCGUGCCGCUCUCCUCGCUGGUGUCGACACCCUCGCCAAGGCCGUUGCUACCACACUCGGUCCCAAGGGCCGAAAUGUCCUCAUUGAGUCCAGCUUUGGCUCUCCCAAGAUCACCAAGGAUGGUGUUACCGUUGCCCGCGCUGUGAGCCUCAAGGACAAGUUCGAGAACCUCGGUGCCAAGCUCCUCCAGGAUGUUGCUUCCAAGACCAACGAGGUCGCCGGUGACGGUACUACCACCGCUACCGUUCUCGCCCGUGCCAUCUUCUCCGAGACUGUCAAGAACGUUGCCGCCGGCUGCAACCCCAUGGACCUCCGCCGCGGUAUCCAGGCUGCUGUUGAGGCCGUCGUCCAGUUCCUCCAGAAGAACAAGCGAGACAUCACCACCAGCGCUGAGAUCGCUCAGGUCGCUACCAUCUCUGCCAACGGCGACGUCCACAUUGGCCAGAUGAUUGCCAACGCCAUGGAGAAGGUUGGCAAGGAGGGUGUCAUCACCUGCAAGGAGGGCAAGACCGUUGCGGAUGAGCUCGAGGUCACCGAGGGUAUGCGAUUCGACCGUGGAUUCGUCUCCCCCUACUUCAUCACCGACACCAAGUCCCAGAAGGUCGAGUUUGAGAACCCUCUCAUCCUCCUCUCCGAGAAGAAGAUCUCUGCUGUCCAGGACAUCAUCCCCGCUCUUGAGGUCUCCACCCAGCAGCGCCGACCUCUGGUCAUCAUUGCUGAGGACAUUGAGGGUGAGGCUCUCGCUGUCUGCAUCCUGAACAAGCUCCGUGGCCAGCUCCAGGUCGCUGCUGUCAAGGCCCCUGGCUUCGGUGACAACCGCAAGUCCAUCCUCGGCGAUCUCGCCAUCCUCACCGACGGUACUGUCUUCACUGAUGAGCUUGACAUCAAGCUUGACAAGGCCACCCCCGACAUGCUCGGAUCCACUGGUUCCAUCACCAUCACCAAGGAGGACACCAUUGUCCUCAAUGGUGGCGGCAGCAAGGACGCCAUUGCUCAGCGAUGUGAGCAGAUCCGCGGUGUCAUUGCCGACCCCACCACCUCCGAGUACGAGAAGGAGAAGCUCCAGGAGCGUCUUGCUAAGCUCUCUGGCGGUGUUGCCGUCAUCAAGGUUGGUGGCUCUUCCGAGGUUGAGGUUGGUGAGAAGAAGGAUCGAUUCGUUGAUGCUCUGAACGCCACCCGCGCUGCCGUUGAGGAGGGUAUCCUGCCCGGUGGUGGUACUGCCCUCAUCAAGGCCUCUGCCCAGGCCCUCAACGAGGUCCCCACUGCCAACUUUGACCAGCAGCUCGGUGUCAGCAUCGUCAAGAACGCCAUCACCCGCCCGGCCCGAACCAUCAUCGAGAACGCCGGUCUUGAGAGCUCCGUCGUCGUCGGCAAGCUCACCGACGAGCACGCCGCCGACUUCAACAAGGGCUUCGACAGCGCCAAGGGCGAGUACGUUGACAUGAUCAACGCUGGUAUCCUCGAUCCCUUCAAGGUCGUCCGAACUGGUCUCAUUGACGCCAGUGGUGUCGCCUCUCUUCUCGGUACCACCGAGGUCGCUAUCGUUGACGCCCCUGAGGAGAAGGGUGCCGGUGGUCCUCCUAUGGGCGGUAUGGGAGGUAUGGGCGGCAUGGGUGGUAUGGGAGCUGGAUGGAUGAACGGCGCACAAUGGUUUGCGUGUUAUGACGGGACGGGUGUGGUGGUCUUUCAAACUCAUCUCCUCUCUAUCAGGUUGUCGGACCACGGCAUUCGUCUUCAUACCCUUUACGGAAUUUCUGGCUACACUUUGAGAGCCAUUAUCCAUAUGAGAUUGGGCAUUGUUUAUCUGUAA